Molecule: messenger RNA, 2918 nt
Organism: Telopea speciosissima
Lineage: Eukaryota; Viridiplantae; Streptophyta; Magnoliopsida; Proteales; Proteaceae
Product: pentatricopeptide repeat-containing protein At5g67570, chloroplastic
Exons: 9
Coding region: 41-2770 (909 amino acids)
Biological process (GO): chloroplast organization
Cellular component (GO): chloroplast
Molecular function (GO): protein binding
Source: RefSeq, a predicted model, not a curated record
AAGAGGGAAGAGUCUUUUGGGCUCAACUGCUCAAGCAACCAUGGAGGCUUUGACUGGGGCCCCUACGCGAAUUCCCACCUCAUCGUUUGAACCAGACACAGAGAAGAUCAAGCGGAAGCUCCUUCGGAUGGGCGUUUUCCCUACUCCCAAGAUCGUCCACACCUUGCGCAAGAAAGAAAUCCAGAAAUCUACCCGACAGUCCAAGAGCAUCGCCGACAAGAAUAAAGCCCUUGGAAUCGAGAAUCCCCUCUCUGAAUCUCAGAGGCAGUUCAUUGCCGAAGAAGCUCAUUUCCAAGACAUAGCUCGCGAAUACAAAACCAUCAACCACUACUUCAAAGUCAAGCCAAGAGCCGGAGAUAAAACCGCAGUUCCGAUGGUUGGGUUGCCUUGGGAGAGCUCGGCGAGGGCUGCUCUCAGAGAGCUUGUGAGUUCGAGCAAGGAGUACAGCGGAGAGAAGAUUAAGGCGGAGCAUUUGGAGGAACUCCGCCAAAUUCUUUCCCACCGGAACCGUUCGAGUCUUCGCUGGCUUUUGGAUGACGAUAUCGAGGAAGCAUGUCGUUCCGAAUUCGAGCAGGAUAGGCGCUUACCCGCAAAACGUCGAGGGGGAGAAGCGGAUGCGAUUCGGUUCCUCGUGGACAGGUUAAGUUCCACAGAUCUUAGUAUGCGGGACUGGAAAUUUUCUAAGUUGAUGAGCCAGUCGGGGUUGCAGUUUACUGAACGCCAUCUGCUUCACAUUGUUGAAGGACUUGGGGCUGUUGGCAGUUGGAAACAUGCUUUAUCUGUUGUGGAAUGGGUGUAUAACCGUAAGGAUAACAAAUAUCGUAAGAGCAGGUUUGUAUUCACAAAACUCUUGGCAGUUCUUGGGAAGGCAAGGAGAACUAGUGAAGCUCUUCGUAUUUUUAAUCUGAUGCGUGAAGACAGCCAGAUCUAUCCUGAUAUGCCUGCAUACCACAGCAUUGCAGUUUCACUUGGUCAAGCUGGUCUUGUAAAAGAACUGCUGAGUGUUAUCGAGUGCAUGAGGCAGAAGCCUUCCAGGAAAACUAAAAAUAUGCGCCGUAAGAACUGGGAUCCAAGCUUGAAGCCUGAUUUGGUUGUAUACAAUGCUGUAUUAAAUGCUUGUGUCCCAUCACAUCAGUGGAAAGGAGUAUUUUGGGUACUGGAGCAAAUGAGGGGAAGUGGUUUAAAACCUAAUGGAGCAACUUAUGGGCUUGCAAUGGAGGUAAUGCUGCAAUCGGGGAAGUAUGAGCAUGUCCACAACUUCUUUGAGAAAAUGAAAAGAAGUGGGGAAGCUCCAAAAGCCCUCACAUAUAGAGUUCUUGUGAGAACCUUUUGGGAAGAAGGUAAAGUUGGUGAAGCAAUAGAAGCAGUAAAGGACAUGGAGCAAAGAGGAGUCGUUGGAACAGCUAGUGUCUAUUAUGAACUGGCGUGCUGUCUUUGCAAUUCUGGGAGGUGGCAGGAUGCUAUGGUGACAGUUGAAAAGCUGAAGAAGCUUCCUCUUACUAAACCUUUGGAGGUGGCAUUUACAGGCAUGAUAAUGUCCUGUAUGGAUGGCGGGCACGUGAAUGAUUGCAUAUCGAUUUUUGAACACAUGAAAGAGCACUGUGCCCCCAACAUUGGAACAAUAAACGCCAUGUUGAAAGUUUAUGGCCGCAAUGAUAUGUUUGCGAAAGCCAAAGAGUUGUUUGAACAAGCAAAAACAACCCAAUCUUGUUUUACAACCGACCAGGAAAGUGUUAGCACUACUUUUACCCCAGAUGCUCACACAUAUAGUUCAAUGCUUGAGGCAUCAGGUUGUGCACAUCAAUGGGAAUACUUUGAGAAUGUGUACAAGGAGAUGACUCUUAGUGGAUACCAGUUAGAUCAAAGCAAGCAAGCAUCAUUGCUAGUAGAGGCAUCCAGAGCUGGAAAGUGGCAUUUGUUAGAGCAUGCAUUUGAAAGAAUUUUGGAUGUGGGAGAAGUUCCUCAUCCAUCACUGUUCACUGAAAUGGUUUGCCAAGCUAUAGCUUGCCAUAAUUAUGAAAAAGCUGUUGGUCUAGUUAAUAGUAUGACUUAUGCCUCGUUUCAAAUCAGUGAGCAGCAAUGGAUAGAUGUUUUAAGGAGAAACGGAGACAGGAUCAGCAAAUAUGGAUUGCAGAAAAUGUUAGACACCAUGCGAAAAGCCAAUGUAGUAGCAAAAGCCACUGUUUCAAAUUUAUCAAAAUCAUUAGACUCCCUCUGUGAGUCUAGUGCAUCAAAAGACACUUUAGGUGUGAUGGCUUUUAGUGAUGCAGCAAAUGACGAAUUACCAUCUCAAAGUGGUGAAGUGAAAUUGGAUGUUAGUGAAAAUUGGAACAUGCAAAAUUGUUCUGUAGACAAGGUGGGUGGCGGCACUACACUUUACAAGUACCUCCCAGAUACAAACACUGGUGAUGAAUCUGAUAUCUCUGUUCAUCAGACUGAUAGGGACUCGGAAGAUGAUGCUGAUACUUACUUUCUUCUUGGCUCGAAAAAUUGCGUUGAGAAAAAUGGCAGCAUAUGUGACAAAUUGGAGGAGUCAACAGCUGGCAUGUCCAGUGAAGUUGGUUCUUUCAGAAACAGAAACUCAAUAUACAUCUUUCAUUGCAACUCCAAAGAUUCUGCCACUGAGAUGGCACUUGAUUUACAGGCAAACCAGAAUGAGGUUGAUGAUUCUCAUGGGACUGACUUGCCCUCUGCAUCUGAGAUACUGGAAGGUUGGAAGGAAAGCAGGAAGAACGAUGGUAUUUGCUUACCACUCAAAACCUGGCUGUAACCUGUAAGUGAGCCCAAGCAUUCUUGAAUUGCCAGAUCACUAGGUGAUGUCAGGUGACCAUGUUGUUUAUAGUCUGCUUUGAUGGUAUCAAGUGAAUUGUCUUUGGUAUACAUUUUGGGUUUUCUCCCGUCAGCCCUUUGGGGUCGCC